AUGGAGUUACACUUGGUUAACCGGAAGCUCUCGCAAAUUGGAGAAUGGAUUGCCCUUUGGGGAGGAUGUAUCUUUGUGUUUGUUAUGAUAUUCUUAUGUUAUGCUGCUGCAGUGUUCGAAGCUUGUCCAGCUAAUGGUCAUGACUGUGAUACUGUCUUCUGGUUAGGCAACUUUUGCGUCGGACAGAUUCUUCUUAGUUUAGCUCUGUUUCAAUACUUCUCGCGGUUUAACUGCGUUUCACAUUGGCAACGGCAGUCCUGUGUAGCUGACUUGUGUCGUCAUAUAAAUGAAUUAGAAGAAGAACAUUCGGAAAAAGUGUUCGGAGAUCGCGGCAAGUAUUGCAUUGAUUGUAAUCGGGAAGCUCCUCUAAGGAGUCACCAUUGUCCUCUGUGCAAGAUUUGUGUAUUACGGAAAGAUCAUCACUGCUUUGUUACGGGUAAAUGUGUUGGUUUAGGAAAUCAAAGAUUCUUCAUGACCUUUCUGUUUUGGUGUGUUCUUGGACUAUCGUACUGUCUAUACGAGUUGACCUUAUAUAUUAGUAGCAUUAAUGAUGACUUAUUACCAUUUGGCUUCGUAAAGUUGAUUGGCCCUUUUGCGAUCGCAAGAUGGAUGCUGUCAUAUACGAGUUUAUUUGACGCUGCUAUGUGUUCUCUUUAUACCUUUGCUUGGGCUAGUCUAGUAGCGGCCGGUGGAUUCUUAGGAUUGCAGAUCUAUUACACAUGUUAUGGCUACACAAUGUAUGAAUAUCAUUCUGUUACUAUGCGUGAAGCAUUCGAUGGAGACGGGGUAUCCAUAUCAGAACGAUUUCGAUUAGUAUUCGGGAAGAAUUACUUGCUAAACUUCUUCUUUCCCAUGUUUUGGGAGAAACCACUGUUAACUCCAGAAAUAGCUAAUAAUUUGUUUCGCGUGAGAAGUAAACUUCUCUAG
Molecule: messenger RNA, 927 nt
Organism: Auanema sp. JU1783
Lineage: Eukaryota; Metazoa; Nematoda; Chromadorea; Rhabditida; Rhabditidae
Source: the annotation of a GenBank genome assembly